AUGGAGAGUGGAGCAGGGAAGCAUUGGACUGAGGAGGAGGUUAAAGCCUUGUUAAGCGUCUGGUCAGAAAAAAACAUCAGAAAGCAACUCCACGGCACCCUGAGGAAUAAAGGGAUAUUUAUCUACAUUGCUAAGCGAUUGCAGGAGUUAGGAGUUUGCAGGGAUUGGAAGCAGUGCCGUGCAAAGUAUAAAAACCUCAAGUAUGAAUACAGAACGGUUAAAUAUGCCCACAACUCUGGGGAUGUCUCUAAAACCAUGAAGUUUUUCCAUGACCUGGAUGCCAUAUUGCGAUACGAACCCGUCACACAAUUAGCGGCAGAAGAGAACGGCAGGUGUUCUGCAACUGAGACGCAGCUGAACACGAGCCCCACAGCCGAGAGCACGCAAGCAAUCCUUGAAGAUGAGGGGGACUUUGCCAAUUCCACCCCGGCAGCCCUGGAAGCUACACAAAUAAAGAAGGAGACGAUUGACAUAGAUGAUGAUUCUCUAAGCACUACCUCAGAAGACAGAUCUUGCACACCAGUAGCAAAACGGAUGGUUGGGACAGGUAAUCACAUCCCCUUGGAAGAAGCACAAAAUCACUUUAAAGUUAUUACAGUUAACGAUACUGGAGCAGGAAAACACUGGAGUGACAAUGAGGUCAGAGCCCUGAUAAACAUAUGGUCAGAUGAAAAGAUACAACAAAUGCUUGAAGGGGCCACAAGAAAUAAAGAAAUAUUUGAGGAAAUUGCCAGAAGGUUAAUGAAACGUGGCAUAGACAGAGACUGGAAACAGUGCCGCACAAAGUACAAGAACCUAAAAUAUGAGUACCGUGCACUGCAGAAGGAAAAUGAGCAUCUUGGUAAUCCCAGGAGAAAAAUGAGAUUUUACGAUGAAGUUGACUGCAUCUUAAGAAGACAGCCUCUGGGUCCCUCAGGCUGGGGAUGUGAAAGUUCAAGUCUCCUAUCAG
Nestor notabilis (Kea) is the source of this 949-nucleotide messenger RNA. RefSeq names its product phosphoribosylaminoimidazole carboxylase, phosphoribosylaminoimidazole succinocarboxamide synthetase (gene PAICS). The record is from RefSeq and is a predicted model, not a curated record. NCBI's taxonomy places the organism in Eukaryota, Metazoa, Chordata, Aves, Psittaciformes, Psittacidae. The transcript has 4 exons. The annotation marks the transcript as partial.